GAUGCUGUUGAAUCACCUAAAAGUCCCAGAAAGAGCAGUCAAAUGGGGCACCCUGAGGUUACAAACACUGAAAUCAACCAGUGCACAAGUUUACCCUCUCUAGGUACCAGAACCGAAGAACUUGCUGUUGACCUUAGACCUCUAGAUGGUCCUCCAUGUGACUUCUCCCUCUCUAAAUCCGACUUCCUUGCUGAUGCACCAGAACAUGAUAUUAAUGUAAUUGCCGGCCAGGAGAUAGAUGGUGAGGGAAGUAAACAAGAUAAUGGAGUUAAAACUUCAUUGGAUGUUGCAGACCCUCCCUACAAAACUGCAAGCAAAGCAUCCGAGGCUGAAUCUAAGUUACAAGUGACUGGUGGAGAAACUUCAGUUCCUUUGGCAGUGGAUGAAUCAAAGCAAGAGACAAGAGAAUUGGAGAUUCCUGUGUCCGAACAUGAUUUUCCUCCUGAAAUUAACUCUGCUGAGCAUGAAACUUCCAUUAACAUGGUGCAAAUCAAAGAAGAUUCUUCCCAGGACCUGGAUGUUGGUAGUCGUGGUGAUUUAGUGAAAAAGGGGGAAGGGAAGGAAGACAUGCAUGUGAUUUUGGUGGCCAAUUUGCCUGCAGCAGACCAGCCUGAGAUUUUGGUAGGCGAUUACAAAGACCAUAAAGGAGUGAAAUGUAGCCUUCCUCUAACCCUAGGCUCUGCCGAAGAAAUUAGCCAUGUAGAAGAUGAUAACAAAGAUAUGGCUUAUGAUGAGAUUCUUUCCAGUUCUGAAUCAAAUAAGUCCAGUGUAAGCACACACACCUUUUCUGCAGAUAUGAAUGCUGUGGAAGGAAACAUUAAACAGGAGGGUGGAGAAAAGCACAUAGUCGAGGUGCCUAUCAAAGGGGGUGCUGAUACUUCUGAAUCCAAGGACAAAGGAAGUGAAAAUCUUGGAUCCAAUGGCUUAGAAGCCCCCGCAGAUGCAUCUAGGAGUGAGAGACAGAAAAUGCAAGCAAAUUCUUGUGCUGAAGGAUUGCAAACUCGUUCUUUUGAUGGUGAUGAAGUUAAUAAUUCAACCAACUUAAAUGAUGGUAACAAUGCUGAUGAUCAUGAAGUAGAUAAAAUUCCUAAGUGUGAAACUGCUGGAAAUGAAAGCAGGGAAGGAGUUAAAGAGGAAGAACAUUCAUUAAACACAGAUAAAACCCUCGAAUCCAUGGAAAAGUUCUCUAUGUCCACAGUUGAUCAAGCUAUUAACUUAGUUGCAGGAGAUGAUAAAGAUGAUCAUGAUAACUUAGUUGCAGGAGAUGAUACAGAUGAUCAUGAAAAAGCUAGAAUUGAACAAUCUGAUACAGCCGAGAAUGGAAAAACAGAAGCAGCAGCUGGAGUGGAAAAAUGUGCCAUAAAGAGAGAAACAGUAAUUGAAUCUUCUCAUGCGGUCUUGGAGACAACUUGUUUGGACAGUGUUCCAGAUUUGACUAUUUUUGAUAUUGAUGCAAGCUUGGUGAAUACGAGACAAAACCGGUCAAAUUUACAAAAAUGCCCCGAUGAAGUUCCUCAGCAAGCCACCAAAGAGCUUGAAACCACUAAUGAUACUCGAGUACCGGCAGAGCAUGUUGAUAAAGUCAGUAUGGUAGCUGAAUUAGAUCACAGAGGUGAUAGUGAGACACCAGAGAAAAAUUCAGAAAACACCUUUUCAAAAGGGCCUGGACCUCUGCCUGUUGAAUCCGAGAUUGCCAUUGAAAGUUCUCUCAGUGGUGAAGAAAGUCACAAUGCAGAUGGUGUUGGGGGUGCUUCUGGAGCUAGUUCUGGACGCUUGCAAGAGGGAGAUGGUGGCAAGGUCAGCAAACAAGGAGUUGCCGCAGUGUAUAUAUCAGCUGAUUCAAGUAGCCUAAGUGACAGUUUGGAAGGCAACUGGGGAUCGGUUUCAGUGCUUUCCACCCAGUCAGAUGCACUAGCAGUUGUGGAUGGUGAAGCUUUACCUUCAACUGAUUCAAAAGCAGCAGAAAAAUCAGAGAAAGCUAAUGUACAAAUGCCAAAAACUGCACCUGAGGGACACCAUUCUAACAAAUCAUCAGAUGUUUUUGAGCACCCAUCUUUCAUGACAUUGGUGGAACCUGAAGGUGGGGUAGACCUGAAAACUGCUGCUUCUGAAAUCCAGACAGUAGGCAACGCUCAACGGCCAAAAUCUGAAGCUUCACAAGCUGGGUGGUUUCCUUCUAUUGCUAAUGUUGUAAAUGAGUCGCAAGGAAGAAAGAAAAACGAAGAAAUAAUUGCAAAGGUGACGAACUGGAGCACUGGGAAUCAACACACUCCUUUGAGCUCUCUUCUUGGUGAACACGCCGCUGAGACCAAAACAAAGUCACCAAAUGCGAAACAAACACCAACUGUGAUUCAGAAAGAUGAAGCCAAUGCGAAAAACAAUGUUCCUGCAGUAACAACUGUGAACUCAAUUCUCGGUUCUGACCGAGCUGCCAAGAGAGAAGCAGGGAAGGAAUGGAACUCUCCAGCAAGGUUUCCAACCGACAACAAGAAAGAGAAGAGGAAAGCUAAGGGGAAACCACUCUUCCCUUUUAUAUGCUGCUAUUCGGUAAAUUAGAACCUGUUAAACUCUAUUUACCUUUGUGAAGAUUUGGAUCGUUGUCGGGUAAAUCAUGCUCUACCCUUUUUUUAAAACAAGUUUGUGCAGGUGAACUUUGGUACAAUGUUGAUUGAAGCCUAAUGCAUAUAUAGGAGAAGCUGGCACCAACUUUUCUGUAUAAGGUUCAUGUCCAUAGAUACUAAGACAUUCUAUUUCAGUUUGGGAGAAAAGUCUAUCAAUUCUGGAUGCUUUUUCCUUUUCCUUCUACCUUUUCCCUCUCCCUUUGGUGAUAAAAAGGCCAUGUUUCUGAAACAUAUACCAACUUGAAAAGCAGUGGUUUUUAAUGUCAUUUUCUAGCAAAAUUCUGAAAAAUAAUAAACACAAGAACAUUUUUUUUCCUGUUUUGUGAAGCAGAGUGUAUCAUAUUUGUAAUUUGGGGAAGGAAAACACAUUGGGGGUGGUGGUGCUGGUGGUUGGGAGCCAAUGCCUCUAACCAUGGAGUAAAUAUUCAAUGUAAUGGUUAUAUUACGUCAACAUUAUCAGAAAUUUCGUCGGGUAACUUU
Molecule: messenger RNA, 3101 nt
Organism: Ilex paraguariensis (yerba mate)
Lineage: Eukaryota; Viridiplantae; Streptophyta; Magnoliopsida; Aquifoliales; Aquifoliaceae
Source: the annotation of a GenBank genome assembly